CGCUUGGCGGCGAUCUUGGACGGAAGAGCCAAGUUCCAUGGCGCUCAAGAGCAUCCCGAAGCGCGAUGUGCAGAAGAUCUGCAGCGGGCAGUCGGUCGUCGACCUUGCGACGGCCGUCAAGGAGCUCGUCGAGAACGCGCUCGAUGCUGGCGCGACCCACAUCGAGGUCAAGCUCAAGGAGUACGGCCAAGUCGGCUUCGAGGUGAGCGACAACGGCAAGGGCGUGCCCGCCGCCGACCACGACGCGCUGGCGCUCAAGCACUACACGUCCAAGAUCUCGGCCUUCGAAGACCUCGAGUCCAUCGCUUCAUUUGGCUUUCGCGGCGAGGCGCUGAGCUCCAUUUGCCAGCUCGCCAGCGCCUUUUCGGUGCUGACGCGCACCAAGGACGACGAGCUUGGCACGCUUCUCACGUACGACCACGCUGGCGCCCUCGUCUCAUCGGUUAAGAAGGCACGCCCCGUCGGUACGACCGUCAUCGUUGAAGACCUUUUCAAGCCGCUGGCCGUGCGCCACAAGGACUUUGUCAAGAACAUCAAGCGCCACUACGGCAAGCUGCUCAAGACACUGCAGGGAUACGCCAUCAUCACGGCCAACGUUCAGCUCUCGGUCAUCAACUUUGCAGGCAAGAACAACGCGCGACAAGCCAUCCUAUCGACGCAGAAGAACGCGGGCAUGGGCGAGAAUUUGGCCAACAUUUAUGGCACCAAGUUUUUCAAAAGCCUCUUGCCGGUUCAAACGAGUGUGAGUAUCGGCAGCGAAAGCGCCACGAUCACCGGCUUCAUCUCGCGCGUUGGCGACGGCGUUGGCCGCAGCGACAACGACCGGCAGUUCUUCUACGUCAACGGGCGGCCCGUUGACCUCUCGACCGCGACCAAGGCUGUCAACGAAGUGUGGCGGCAGUUUGAAAUGAAGCACAAGCCAGCGUGUUUCAUCGACUUUCGGCUAGCAAAUGGCUGCUUUGACGUCAACGUGACGCCCGACAAGCGCGAGACCUUUAUCAAAGAGGAAGUCGCAGUGAUGGAAGCGCUCCGAGAAGAGCUCCUCGCUCUGUACGAGCCAACGCGCGGCACGUUCCAAGUGCAGUCGCUCAUCUCGAGUUCGUCCCAGACGUCUUCGUUCACGCCCAAGCCCCCUCCGCCCAAAGCGCCAGUCCCUGCAAAGUUUUCGCUCUUGACGACACCAACGUCUGCCAAGCCGCCGCGCCGUGAGAGCACCGGUGCGCGCCCGACCCCGACGCAGUCGCCUGCUGCGACGCCACCGACGAAGCCCAAGCGCCGCGAGUCGUUGCCACUCAAGUCGUUCCCGCCGUGUGUUGGUCGCAUGUCGAUGGCCGACAUCCGCGCCCAACGCCAGCGGUAUUUCCAACGACAAAGCGAGCUCGAUGCGCUGGUGUACACUGGGGACGGCGUCAGUAGCAUCGAGAGCGAAGACGAAGUAGCGGCGACCGCGCGCCUCCAGCGAACUCUGACCAAGGACGAUUUCUUGCGCAUGGACAUUGUGGGGCAGUUCAACUUGGGAUUUAUCAUUGCGCGUUGUGGCCGGGACCUGUACAUCAUUGACCAGCACGCAAGUGAUGAAAAGUUCCGGUUCGAGACGCUGCAAAAGUCCACCGUACUGCACCAGCAGCCGCUGGUCCGCCCGCUGCGCUUGGAAGUGACGGCCGUCGAAGAGAUGACGAUCCUCGAGCACAUGCCGAUCUUUGAGAAGCAGGGCUUUCACUUCUCUGUCAACCACGCGGCGCCCGUGACGCAAAAGCUGCAUCUCACGGCGCUGCCGUUCAGCAAGCACACGACGUUUGGCCUCGCAGACGUUCGGGAGCUGGCGUCGCUCUUGAUGGAGGCGCCGCACCAAGCGCAGACGCUGCGCCUGCCCAAAGUCACGUCCAUGUUUGCCUCGCGCGCGUGCCGGAGCGCCGUUAUGAUUGGGACCGCGCUGCACAAGGAAGAGAUGCUCAAGAUUGUGACGCAGCUCGCGGUGCUGGACCAGCCUUGGAACUGUCCCCACGGGCGCCCUACAAUGCGCCACUUGGUCGAUCUCAACAGUCUCGAGAAGUAGUUACUCAACAGUCCCGAGAAGUAGUAGUUACUUGACUGACAUGCUUAUGACAGUGGAAUGUUUGGGUGCAUAAGCACGGACCUGGUGGUGGC
Molecule: messenger RNA, 2148 nt
Organism: Saprolegnia diclina VS20
Lineage: Eukaryota; Oomycota; Saprolegniomycetes; Saprolegniales; Saprolegniaceae
Exons: 10
Coding region: 38-2056 (672 amino acids)
Biological process (GO): mismatch repair
Cellular component (GO): MutLalpha complex
Molecular function (GO): ATP hydrolysis activity; ATP binding; mismatched DNA binding
Source: RefSeq, a predicted model, not a curated record